GUGGGGGAUGUAGUGCUUCAAACUGAGAGCCUGAUGUAGCUCAAUUUGCGCCUACAGGUUCUGGCCAAGUGACAUUCUUUGCCAGAACCAUUCGUGGCCUUUGAUGACAUGUCUCCUUUAUACGAGUUCUGACCUCUCACACUUACGCACUGACGCAGAGAACAGCAAUAAUGGCGGUGGAAAACGUGAGCGUGGGCUUCAAAGUGUACUGCCUCACUGUGAUGACACUAGUGGCGGCUACAUACACAGUAGCUCUGCGAUACACCAGGACCAUUUCAUCUGGAGACCUGUAUUUUUCCACCACAGCAGUGUGCAUCACUGAGGUCAUCAAACUCCUUCUCAGUGUGGGAAUGCUCUCCAAGGAGACAGGGAGUCCCAGCAGGUUGAAAAAUGCCAUUGUGGAGCACAUCUUUUCAAGCCCCAAGGAGCUCCUAAAACUAAGUGUCCCCUCUAUUGUAUAUGCCAUACAGAACAAUAUGGCAUUUCUGGCACUUAGUAACCUGGAUGCAGCUGUAUAUCAGGUGACGUACCAGCUGAAGAUCCCAUGCACAGCCCUGUGCACUGUCCUCAUGCUCAACCGCUCCUUGAGUCGUCUGCAGUGGGGCUCUGUGUUCAUGCUCUGUGUGGGAGUGACUCUGGUGCAGUGGAAACCAGUAGAAGCCACUAAGGUUCAGAUUGAACAAAACCCUUUACUUGGAUUUAUGGCCAUCGCUAUUGCUGUUCUUUGCUCCGGAUUUGCAGGAGUGUACUUUGAGAAAGUGCUGAAGAGCUCUGACACCUCUUUGUGGGUGAGGAACAUCCAGAUGUACAUAUCUGGGAUUGUGGUCACGCUCAUCGGUGUGUACAUGACCGAUGGACAGAAAGUGUUGGAGAAAGGCUUCUUCUUUGGCUACACGCCCUGGGUCUGCUUUGUCAUAUUCCUGGCAAGUGUGGGUGGCUUAUAUACAUCAGUGGUGGUAAAGUACACAGAUAAUAUCAUGAAGGGCUUCUCUGCUGCAGCGGCCAUCGUCCUCUCCACUGUGGCCUCUGUGCUUCUCUUUGGACUCCAGAUAACUCUCACAUUUGCCUCUGGUGCCCUGCUGGUUUGCAUUUCCAUUUACUUGUACGGCCUCCCGAAACAAGACACAACCAAACUGCCCCGACAAGAAGCAGACAAAGAGCUCAAAGCAAAACUCAUACCAGUGUAACCUUCACAACAGCGGACUGCCUAGCCUGCAGACUGUGGUGCUUCCCGUUUGAUGUUACUGGAUCCCAUCAGAAUGGGACUAUAUAACAUGUCACUGAAGAAGAACACAUUUAUUAUUAUUUUUUGCCAAAUGAGUUUUAUUUUUGCCUGCAAUUCCAGUUUCAAAUUCUUUCGGUAACGAUAUGAACUAGCUCUUUUUUAUAAGGGACAAUACAUCAUGGGAACAUUGUUAAAAAGAGCUGGAGGAGCACUGCUUUUGUAGCCCAUACUUUAGAAUUUAUGAAGUGAUUGGGGAAAUUGGCAAUUUAAUUGUUGUACAUGUCUUUACUUUUGACAUUGUGAUUGAAUGUAAACACAAGGAAGUGAUUUAGGCCUUGUCACUAGUCUUCAGGUGUGCUGGAGAGUUGUAUGAAACUGGACUGUGCCUCUGCACCUCUGACAUAUGAUCUCAAAUGUUCGUGGGAUCUCAAACAUGUCGGCUGCUUAUACUGGAUACUCUUUAAACAUGUAUUAUCUU
Messenger RNA from Periophthalmus magnuspinnatus, 1703 nucleotides. RefSeq names its product solute carrier family 35 member A1 (gene slc35a1). Gene Ontology annotation, cellular component: Golgi membrane. Bases 171 to 1187 code for a protein of 338 amino acids. Gene Ontology annotation, molecular function: pyrimidine nucleotide-sugar transmembrane transporter activity. NCBI's taxonomy places the organism in Eukaryota, Metazoa, Chordata, Actinopteri, Gobiiformes, Gobiidae. Gene Ontology annotation, biological process: pyrimidine nucleotide-sugar transmembrane transport. The transcript has 8 exons. The record is from RefSeq and is a predicted model, not a curated record.